Nicotiana tabacum (common tobacco) is the source of this 1296-nucleotide messenger RNA. Lineage: Eukaryota; Viridiplantae; Streptophyta; Magnoliopsida; Solanales; Solanaceae. The record is from RefSeq and is a predicted model, not a curated record.
AAAAAAAAAUUGUUCUUUGUUAAAGCACUAUUUUGCUUUGUUUUGCUAGUGAAGUUAUGGAUCUUAUGCAGCCAGAGUCUAAUAAAAUCUAGCCUAUCUAUUUUGACCUCAUACCUCACGUUUCAUUUGCAUACAUUCCUCAAUGAGUUCAGAAGGAAUGUGGAAACAAAAAGAAUUAUUUUAAUACACAGAUUUCUUGGAGUAUGCUAUUUUACCUGCUCUUUGACUCUCUCUAACAUCCGGAGUGUACAAUUUUUGGCUCUUUGGUGGAAAGGUUUCUUCUUUUUCUCAUGGUUUCUGUUAUUACUUGUUUAUGUUUUAAGCAGUGAGAGUGGUCUCUGCAAGAACUGCAAGCGCCCCGGCCAUUUUGCUCGGGAGUGCCCUAAUGUUGCCAUAUGUCACAACUGUGGUCUCCCAGGGCAUAUUGCUUCCGAGUGUACCACAAAAUCUCUUUGUUGGAAUUGCCGAGAGCCAGGCCACAUGGCUGGAGAUUGUCCAAAUGAAGGAAUCUGCCACACUUGUGGAAAGGCAGGACACCGUGCUAGAGACUGCGCGGCUCCUCCACUGCCUCCUGGUGACCUGAAGCUGUGCAAUAACUGCUUCAAGCAAGGCCAUAUUGCAGUCGACUGCACCAAUGACAAGGCAUGCAAAAAUUGUAGGAAGACUGGUCACCUGGCACGUGAUUGUCAAAAUGAUCCUGUGUGCAACCUAUGUAAUAUAUCCGGUCAUAUGGCGAGAGGUUGCCCCAAGGCCGGUGCUCUUGAAGAGAGGGGUGGUGGAGCUCGCCCUGUUGGUGGGGGAGGAGGAUAUAGGGACAUUGUAUGUCGAAACUGCCAGCAAGUGGGCCACAUGAGUCGAGAUUGCAUGCCAUUGAUGAUCUGUCACAACUGUGGGGGAAGAGGACACCUAGCUUAUGAGUGCCCCUCUGGAAGGUUUAUGGACCACCCCUCGGGAAGGUUUAUGGACCGCCCUUCGGGAAGGUUUAUGGACCACCCCUCUGGAAGGUUUAUGGACCGUUUUCCUAGGAGGUACUGACGGAUAAAAGACAUGCCAUAUCAAUAGGGGGACUAUUGAUGAUAUCUUCUUCUUCUUUCCUCUUUGAAUUGGGAUUGACAUUUACUUUAGAAUAUCGGAAUUUUGGAACUAGUUAUUUUGAUUUGCGUCUUUAUAUCUUUUGACUGGAUAUGAUGAAACUAUUAUUUAGAACAUGGAUUGAUGUAAACUAUAGCGAGGCACAUUUUUAUUUGGUGAUUCUGCUAGCUAAUGGAAAGAUGAGGGCAUUGGUUUUUCUUGGUA